AUGCUUGGCCCUCGGGGUUUAUUUCCGCGGGUCACUUCACUAUGGGCGACAGCGUUCGUCUUACUAGGCCAGUGGACUCCUCUGGGCGUGGGUUUACGGACGACGCCCGGAUCGCCCUGUACGGACACUUGCACGCAGCGUUCCACCAACACCACUGGCGCCGAUAUCGUGUGUCUGGAUCGCCAGUUCAGUGACACCUCGGCCGGAUCCAAUUUCCAGCAAUGCGUCGAAUGCCAGCUGCGAAGUUCGUUUACGGACUCCACCACCGGCCAAUCUGACGUCGAAUGGGGGCUUUACAAUCUGCGCUAUGCCUUCUCGACCUGUGUCUACGGAUUUCCCGAGUCGGUAGCCAACCUGUCGACCCCCUGCACGGUGUCCUGUCAGCCACUCGAUUCCGCGCUGGAGUAUGACCUGGCGAACCCGAGCGGCGUCAACUUUGACACCUGGUGCGGUGCCUCCAGCUUUGCGGACAAUCUGAUCUCGCAAUGCGAGUUUUGUUUCAAUCUGACCCAAACCGAGGUGUACAUGGCAAACUUUCUCGAAGCCCUCCGGUACAACUGCCAUUUCAAAACCCCAACAGACCAUGCGUUCCCAAUCAGCCCCAGCCGCAUCUUCAGCACGUCGCUGCUGCCGUCCUCCACGGUGGACCUGAUAUCUCCCUCGGCCACACCCGGCGGGGGCAUCAGUAAUCUGGCACUGGUGAUCGCGCUGCCAAUAUUAGGCUUCAUCAUCCUGGUCUGCACGCUGGCCGUCGGGUGUUUCUUCUUCAUUCGGCACCGCCGCAGGCAGGCGCGCAAGCGGCGCGCGUCAGGCCAUCUCCACGCGCGGUGGAACGACACCACCAUCAGCACGCCGGCGUACGGAAACUGGGGCGGGCCCCAGCAGACGUAUCCGCCCGGGUACGGGCCAGGAUUUGGGUUUGUAGACACCAACGGACAGGGCCAUGAAGUCGGGUACUCCAAGGCGCAUUAUACGGAUGUGGUUGAGUCGCCGGUGGCCGUGCCGGCUACGAUGUAUUCCCCCGAGAGGGAGAAGGGUCAGGCGUACAUGGAUAGUCCGCCGCAGAAGGGGAUAUGA
Molecule: messenger RNA, 1077 nt
Organism: Aspergillus terreus NIH2624
Lineage: Eukaryota; Fungi; Ascomycota; Eurotiomycetes; Eurotiales; Aspergillaceae
Exons: 3
Coding region: 1-1077 (358 amino acids)
Source: RefSeq, a predicted model, not a curated record